GCGCACAAUACAAAAAAAUACGCGUAAUGCAAUUGAAAACUGCGAAUUGGAGAGUUUACAAAUAGCGUUACCACCACCGUACCUCAUUCCAGUUUGGCAAGUUAUUCACUUUCGAACCAUAGUUUACAGCUUGGUUUACGGUUUUAACUUCAGGAUGCCUUUGUAAACUAAAGGCAAACUUUCGUUUGAGACUCUUUCAUCACCAUGGCCGACGCCGGCUUUUUUCGGGGCACCUCUGCUGCCCAGGACAGCCGCUUCAGUGACAAAGAAAAGAAGAUGAUGAAACAAAUGAAGUUUGCUGACAGCCUGGUUAAGAAAGUGGACAUGCCCCGUGUGAAGCUGGAUGUGAUCAAGCCUUGGAUCACUCGGCGCGUCACAGAGAUGCUGGGCGCCGAGGACGAGGUUCUGAUCGAGUUCGUCUUCAACCAGCUAGAGGAGAAGAAUCUAAACCCGCGGAAGAUGCAGAUCAACCUGACCGGUUUCCUGAACGGCAAGAACGCCAGAGUGUUCAUGCAGGAGCUGUGGGACCUGCUCUGCUCGGCCUCCGCCAACCCAAAUGGCAUCCCAGACAGCUUCAUCGAGGAGAAAAAGGAGGAAAUCAAAAAGAGAAAUGAAGAGCAGGCGCGUCAGGAGCUGCUGAUCGGUCGCCAGCUGGAGGCGGAGCGGCAGCGGGUGGAGCACCAGCUGAGCUGUGCCGUCCGCCAGCCGUCGCCGGUCACGGAGGAGCGCAGGUCGCGUCACCGGGCCUCGCCGGCACCCGGUCCCGGCGGCGACGGACUCAGGAGAGACCCGUCUGCCUCCGACUCGGCACGGAACCAGUCUUCAACUGACGGCCACAGAGGGCGCCGAGACCCUGUCACGGAGCGCAGCCGGCGCCCGGAGCGGGGCGCAGCGGAUAGGGAGCGGACUCCGGACGAUGUGGAGGCCAGUAAUCGGUCAGAGCGGUCACAUGACAAGCGCCGCCGCCGCUCCCGUGGACGAGACUCGCAUGACGGAGAGAGGAAGGCCGGCUCGCGCAGCCGCCGGAACCGCAGCCGGUCCGGCGACGUCCGGAGGGACCGGUCCCGCUCCGGUGACAGACGACGAAGCUGGAGCCGCUCCCGUUCGCUGGAGAGACGCAGCCGCUCCCGCUCAGCCAAGAAGCGGAGUCGCUCCCGGUCACAGGGGAAACGGAGCCGCCGCAAACUGUCCUCCUCGGGACGGAAAUCUCCACAACCGCGCCGGUCCCCGAGGCGGCGCAGCUCGAGCCGGGAGCGGCGGGCCGGGAAGCGGCGCCGCUCCCCGUCUGAGCGCUCCGUUAGCCCGCCGGAGGGGGUAAAGAAGAGCAGCCAUCAGGACACCGCAGAGGUCCGAAAGAGCCGAUCCAAAGCUAAGAAACGGCGGACCGCCAACGGGGAGGCGGAAUUGGACGGCGACAAAAAGAAAAACAAGAAAAAGAAGAAGAAAAAGAAGGAAGGCAAGAAACAGAAGAAGCACAAGUCACGCAAGCGCAGCGGCAGCUUGAGUAAAGACAACGGUCCCAAAGUGAAAAAGGACGCCGUCGCUGAUGUGGACGCCGGUGCCGGUGACGGUGCGGACAGUGGCGAGCCUCCCCUGUGGCGUGACGACAUUGUCGUUAGGGAGACACUUGUCGCAGACAGCUCAGAUGGCGCCAGCUCACAUGGCGAGGGUCGGAGCUCGGACAGUGAGGACGAGGCUGGUACUUCUCCCGAGCUCCGCGACGGUGGCUCGGCCUCAGGCAGUCCCGACAGGCGGGGUGAGGGACGUCCGAACGGGGAGGGCGCCAAGGGAGCCCGGCGGGCCUCUGUGAGUCCCGCCGGGCGCAGCGAGGAUCGCCUCUCGCCGAGGGAGGACUCCAAGCAGAGCUCCUCCUCGGAGGAGGAGGACGAGGAGGAGAUGGACAUGGAGGCCCUGGAGAAGAAGCUGCGGGAGAGGGCGCUGCGCUCCAUGCAGCGGCGGAGGGAGCUGAAGGCUGCCGAGUCCCCCGCGUCGGGUGGCGGCCGCUCGCGGCGGUCCCCCGGUUCCUCGGAGGGCGAGUGAUAGGCACCUAAUGCUCAGGGAUCGCGCCAAACGGGGUAGGCCUUAUGGCAUGGCGUGACUCAGAAUGUGUGCGGCUGUGUGCAGAACUGACACUUGUGCGGUGUGGAACGUAUGGUAUGAUUUGUUGUUCUUUUAAUGCAUUGUUGAUAUGCCGAGGUGCAAUGCAGGCGAACCACUGGCGUAAUGCUCUUGUAACUUGUACAAGUUGUUAAGCGCUUGAAACACUUGUCGUGAAAAGCGUUUAAAAUAUUGAAUUUCUCACCACUUAUUGUGUUUUUAGUACGAUGUGCCAGUUACGAAUACAACCUGGAAUUUCAGUGACGUUCAUCUGCAGCUGAAUUUGAGUCCCAGUGAUGUAUUUAUAAUUUUUACUUUGACAAAGCCGUACUUGUGAAUGCUGUCCUGUUGUUAAUGCUGUCCGAUGAUAUCACGCCCUGUGCCUUUCCUUUCUGAAACGUGACUACCGUUCCAAAGUUACCAAAGAAACGGACCACUUUACUGGCCGCUGAAUGUGAUUAAGUUCAAGUCGCUCCACUGCUUUAAUAUAUGCUGCUGACAGU
This is a messenger RNA of Amphibalanus amphitrite, 2600 nucleotides long. RefSeq names its product serine/arginine repetitive matrix protein 1-like. The record is from RefSeq and is a predicted model, not a curated record. Gene Ontology annotation, cellular component: spliceosomal complex. NCBI's taxonomy places the organism in Eukaryota, Metazoa, Arthropoda, Thecostraca, Balanomorpha, Balanidae. Gene Ontology annotation, biological process: mRNA processing; regulation of mRNA splicing, via spliceosome. Gene Ontology annotation, molecular function: RNA binding. The transcript has 9 exons. The coding region runs from base 205 to 2040 and encodes 611 amino acids.